AUCCCUUGGUGGCAGCGACACACACUAGAGAAAGAUGAUAAGUUAAUUAUUAAUUAAUAACAUAUAUAUCAAAUCAAACAAUACAUUACCAUGAAAAAACUGAAAUGAAAUUUAAUUUCUUGUUCUGGAUCUUGCCAUGGCUCUUUCAGUUUUUCUUCUGCUCUCAAUUAGCAUCUGCUACCUCGUUUUUUUACAAGAUCUUCUUCUCUCUGUGAACGCCUCUAACGCUCAAUCUCACAAUCUCACUCAAAAUUCAGUCACGCCAAUCAACUACGAUCUCUACCGUUCCAGUCGCAAUUUGAUGGGGGAGAUCAGGGCUUUGGUCCGCCGUCACCCGGAUAAGCUCACUAUGGAGAACCUUAAAGCUGCAAACAAAGGCUAUGGUGCUCAGAUUACCGUGGUUACUUAUGGCAAAGAAAAGGAAGAGAAAGAUAAGAGGUCAAAGCUUCGGAUUUUACUUAGUUUUGGGCAGCAUGGAAGGGAGCUGAUUACCACAGAACUUGCUUUAAGGAUUUUGUCAAUCUUAAGUGAAGAAAAACUUCUACCCGGCAUGGACCAAGCUUCCUUAAACAGCGUACUUGAUAAGCUUGUCAUAAAGGUGGUUCCAAUGGAAAACCCGAAUGGCCGCAAAGUCGUUGAAGGUGGAGAUCUCUGUGAGAGAAGAAAUGGAAGGGGAGUGGAUCUCAAUCGAAAUUGGAGUGUAGAUUGGGGCAAAAAGGAGAAGGAUUAUGAUCCAUAUGAGGAGAAUCCUGGAGUUGCUCCAUUCAGCGAGCCUGAAAGUCAAAUUAUGCGGAAACUUGCUAUAUCUUUUGAACCACAUCUAUGGGUAAAUGUGCACUCCGGAAUGGAGGCUCUUUUUAUGCCAUACGAUCAUAAAAACACAACACUAGAUGGGUUGCCAUUGAAACGGAUGAAAUCGUUUCUUGAAGAAGUAAACCAUCAUCAUUGCCAAGAGCGCUGCAUGAUUGGGUCUGGAGGCGGUUCAGUCGGGUAUUUUGCACACGGGACAGCAACUGAUUUCAUGUAUGACGUUGUAGGGGUACCCAUGGCUUUCACCUUUGAGAUAUAUGGAGAUGGAACAGCUUCAUCAAAGGACUGUUUCAAAAUGUUCAAUCCCACCGACCCUGCUGCCUACAAUAGAGUUCUCAGUGACUGGUCUGCGACAUUCUUUACAAUUUUCAAAUUGGUGCCGCUCCAGAUUGGUGAAAAAGCGCCUAUUUUGAAACUGGAAAAGUUGGUAUCUAUAGAUGAAUAUCUAGACGGGUAUUUGAUGGAGAGAAGAAAUAGAUAUGGAAAGAAGAUGGAGGUGCUUGAGCUUGGAAUGCAAGAAAUAAGAACAUAUUUUAGGUUAUUUUUAUUAUCUUCAGUGUUAUUGUUGUUCAUGUUCUGCUCUAGAAUUUCAAAAAGCAAGUGUAGUAGACCAUUGGUUUCUUCUAUUCCCCUCUAAAAUUAGGUCAUAGGUUAAAUUGUAUAUCCAAUUUUGAGAAAAAAAAAUUGUAAGUUAAAUUGUUGUCUGUAAUACUAUGUAAUGCGAGCCUUUACUUUCA
Molecule: messenger RNA, 1547 nt
Organism: Vigna umbellata (rice bean)
Lineage: Eukaryota; Viridiplantae; Streptophyta; Magnoliopsida; Fabales; Fabaceae
Product: Zn-dependent exopeptidases superfamily protein
Biological process (GO): proteolysis
Molecular function (GO): zinc ion binding; metallocarboxypeptidase activity
Source: RefSeq, a predicted model, not a curated record